UCUUAAUUAUCUCUUCUCCCUUUCCCUUCUUCCUUACGUCAUUUUCUCUUGUCUCUUCUCCCCCUCUCUGUUCUCCCUUUCCUUUACCUCUUCCCUAUUUCCCCAAAAUACUUAAUCCCUAAUCUACAAACUCUACUUUUUGUCUGUCUUUUGCUCCUUCAAAACAAAAUAAAUAAAAUAAAGAAAUAAUAAAAAUAAAACCCCAAUAUAACUUCCAUCCCGCAUAUCAUUUCCCAUAAACUCAUUUCUCCGCAACAAAUCGAAUCAUACCACAAGCAUCACCAUUACAAUCUCUCGUUUUCUUUUUUCUUUUGGCAGAGUGCCCCCUGGCGGAUUUCGUGAGCAGUUCCGGCCCCGAGAAAGUGCCAUACGUGUUUAUGCCUCUGAAACACCAGCUCGUCCAUCCCACGGCGGAGGUGGCACUGCUUGGCCUAGAGCACGGAGGCACCCCCCUCCUGUCCCCCGUGUGCGUGGUCACGAAGGGGAGCCUCCUGACGCAGACGGGCUGGAGGAACAUGGCCAACACUUCGACUUUCGAGCCGCCCUUUAGGCUCUUCCGCGACGGUGGGCGUACCUACGUGCAGUGGGUGGGCGAGGAGGCGGAGCGAACUGCAGCGGAGGGGCGUCUGGUCCUCGUCACCCUCAUCUGCCGAGACGCCGCUCAGCCCAGCACGCCCGUAUUCCGCCCGUGCUUAGCCUUCAGGGUCGCCGGCAGCCCAGGAGCAUCUGAAGCCGCCCUUUCCGCUCCCGCCCGUGGCCAAGGGGCGGGUCUCUCGUCCGCAGAAGGGGCGAUCAUAGGUCUUGUGGUCACCUGCUUAUCCGUGACCUACGUUGUGGCCAUGACGGUGUACAUUAGGGUGAAGAAGAGGAAGGAGAGGGAACAGAAUAUGUGAGUAAUGGUG
Messenger RNA from Penaeus monodon (black tiger shrimp), 902 nucleotides. RefSeq lists its product as uncharacterized. The transcript has 4 exons. Gene Ontology annotation, cellular component: cell cortex. Gene Ontology annotation, biological process: imaginal disc-derived wing hair organization. The record is from RefSeq and is a predicted model, not a curated record. NCBI's taxonomy places the organism in Eukaryota, Metazoa, Arthropoda, Malacostraca, Decapoda, Penaeidae. The coding region runs from base 378 to 893 and encodes 171 amino acids.